GCACCAGGACAGUCGCAAUUGCCACCAUCAGCAAAAGCAACCGCACAGGCACCAGCACCCGUCCCAGAUCCAGCACCAAGACCAGCACCAGCACCAGCAGCAGCACUAGCACCAGCACAAGCACCAGCACCAGGACCAAGGCCAGGACCAGGACCAGGACCAGGACCAGGACCAGGACCAGGACCAGGACCAGGACCAGGACCAGGACCAGGACCAGGACCUGGACCAGAACCAGGACCAGGACCAAGACCAGGACAAGGACCAGGACCAGGACCAGGACCAGCACAAGAAGCGGGUCCAGCACAAGCAGCAGCACCACCACCAGUACCAGCAACACAACCAGCAGGAGCACCAGGACAGGCACAAGCGCCUAACACUAGCACAAGCACUUAGUAAAGCACCAACACCAGCACCAGCACCAGCCUAAGCACCAGAAAGGCACAAGCACCAGCAUCAGCAAAAGCAAAGGCACAGGCACCAGCAUCAGCACCAGCACCAGCUAAAGCAACGGGUCGAGCACAAGAACAAGCACCACCUCCAGCACCUGCCCCAGCAGCAGCAUUAGCACCAGCCUAAGCACCAGGACAGGCACAAGCGCCAGCACCAGCACCAGGACCAAAACUAGCACAAGCACCAGCACCACCACCAGCACCAGCACCGCCAGUACCAGCCUAAGCACCAGGAAAGCAAGAAGAGCCAUCUCCAGCAUUAACACCAGCACAAGCUCUGGGUCAAGCACAAGCAACAAAACCAGACCCACCACCAGAACCAGCAGCAGCCUAAGCACAAAAUCCAGCACUAGCACCAGCACCAGCACGAGCAAUAUCACCAGCACAACCAUUUGCAGGCACCAGCACCAGCACCAGCACCAUCAGCAACACCAGCACCAACACCAG
Rhopilema esculentum is the source of this 896-nucleotide messenger RNA. NCBI's taxonomy places the organism in Eukaryota, Metazoa, Cnidaria, Scyphozoa, Rhizostomeae, Rhizostomatidae. The record is from RefSeq and is a predicted model, not a curated record.